Erythranthe guttata (spotted monkey flower) is the source of this 2093-nucleotide messenger RNA. The record is from RefSeq and is a predicted model, not a curated record. Lineage: Eukaryota; Viridiplantae; Streptophyta; Magnoliopsida; Lamiales; Phrymaceae.
CUAUCUUAUUUAUUUAUAUAUAUAUAUAUGUACAUUUUUUGUAAUUCAGUAUGAAAAGUCUUUACUACCCUUGUUUCGGUUUCUUCUACCUUGUGCUUGUUUCUUUCAUGAGAGAAAGUAAUGCAGAAAGUAAUGGAGUUUAUAUUGUCUACAUGGGAGCCUCACGCUAUCCAGAUGGUGCUCCAAGAAAUGAUCAUGCUCAGCUUCUUAGCUCACUAAUGAAAAGGAAAAGGAAUCCUGUGGUGCAUACAUACAGAAACGGGUUUUCGGGAUUUGCGGCACGUUUAUCGGAGGAGGAAGCGGAAUCGAUAGCGCAGAAACCUGGAGUUGUGUCGGUUUUUCGUGAUCCGAUUUUGCAGCUUCACACAACUCGUUCGUGGGAUUUUUUGAAGUAUCAAACCGCUUUGAAGAUUGACGCGACUACUAGUGCAAGUUCGCCGUCUCAAUCUCCUUAUUCGAGUGGAGACGACACUAUUAUUGGCAUAUUAGAUACAGCCCUAGAAAUCCAAAAAAUAAUUGGAGCAAAAUACUACACUGACCCUGACGCCUACGACACUCCAAGAGACGGGAGCGGCCACGGCACGCAUGUGGCGUCCACCGCGGCCGGGGCCCCCGUCUCGGGCGCAUCGUACUACGGCCUCGCCAAGGGGACCGCACAGGGUGGGUCCACCGCUUCGAGAAUCGCAAUGUACCGCGUCUGCGUGGACGGGGGUUGCUCGGGCUCGGCUAUUAUGAAAGGGUUCGACGACGCGAUCGCCGAUGGGGUCCACGUGCUGUCGCUGUCGUUGGGCGGGUCCCCCGGAAGGCCCAAUUUUCAAACCGACCCUGUCGCGAUCGGAGCAUUCCAUGCGGUGGAGCGUGGUAUUACCGUGGUCUGCUCCGCGGGGAAUAGCGGCCCUUCUCCUGCGUCCGCGGUGAACGUUGCCCCAUGGAUCAUGACCGUCGCUGCCACUACUAUCGAUCGUGAUUUUCAGGCCGAUAUUAUUUUAGGAGGGGAUAAAGUGAUUAAGGGUGGAGGAAUCAACUUCUCUAAUCUGAAUAAAUCGACAAUGUAUCCAUUAAUAGAUGGACGCUCGGCGAAAUUGUCUUCCAACGUAAACGGUGACGACGAUGCCGGAAAUUGCAUUCCAGGUUCAUUAGAUGACAGCAAAGUAAAGGGAAAAAUUGUUGUAUGCGAAAACAGUGAUGAAAGUUACGAACCGCGAGACAAAUUCGACGAUUUACAGCAACAAGGCGCAAUAGGGAUGAUAGUUAUCGACAACGACGAGAACGACUUGCGGGAGGCCGUGGCCCCCGGGCGGGACCCGCCCCUCUUCGACAUACUCUCGGGCACAUCCAUGUCGUGCCCGCAUGUCUCUGGUCUAACUGCUACUGUCAAAUCUCAGCACCCCAAGUGGAGCCCCUCUGCUAUCAAAUCAGCCAUUAUGACUACAGCAAUUACGACGAACAAUGUACAUACAUUAAUCACAACAGAGACGGGAAAAAGGGCAAGCCCGUACGACAUUGGAUCUGGGGAGAUAAGCAUAUCGAGCCCUUUACAGCCAGGGCUCGUUUACGAGACAGAAACGAGCGAUUACGUUGAGUUUCUCUGCAACCUCGGAUACAGCACAGACAAGAUCAAAACCAUUGCCUCGACUGUUCUUGAGGGCUUUUCUUGCAAGAAUAAUGUUUCGAAUCCCGAUGAAAUCUCCAACAUGAACUAUCCUUCGAUUGCCGUUUCCAACUUGAAGAAAAACGUGAGCAAAACUGCGAACCGAACUGUGACGAAUGUCGGCGAAGAAGAUUCGACUUAUACCGUUUCGGUGGAGGCGCCUGAUGAACUGAGUGUUGAAGUGGUGCCGAAUAAGUUGGUGUUUACGAAGAAUGUCGAGAAACUGAGCUUCCGAGUGAUAUUUACACUCGGUGUGGAUUCCGAUUAUCAGGACUUUUUCGGGUCAAUUACGUGGUCGAAUGAAAAGCAUAGAGUUAGGAGUCCAUUUGUUGUGAGCAAUGCCUCACAAAAUGAGCUGAUGUGAAAUGAUUGUAACUGUGAAAAUACUGUAACAUGAAAAUACAGCAGUUAAUGAAAAUGGAACUGGUGUUUUAAGCUGCAG